AUGGAAGCUGAACCAUUGGAAGGUAAAAUCGAACCAGAGAAGAAUACGGAACGUUUUCCCAAGCAAACAGCUUUUAAUCUGGGUGACGUAGUGACGGAACAUGCUAAAACUCUCAGCGAUACCGAGAAGGCGAAACUGGAGGAACAGAAUAAACGCAUGGUGACCGCGUUCCAAGCGCUGAAGCUCGAGAAAGAGGCCCGUAAACAUUGGGAUUUGUUCUACAAGCGGAAUGAGAAUCGAUUCUUCAAAGACCGGCACUGGACUACGCGCGAGUUUAGCGAGUUGCUGUGUGGUGAAGAGGAGGAGGAGUCAGGUGGCAGCGGCGGAACAGCACCGCAUGCAGCAAGAAGCUCGUGUAAUUUGGACAGUAACACCAUCGAUGGGAAAAAGCUGCUCGAGAUCGGUUGUGGUGUAGGAAAUUUAAUAUUUCCACUGAUCGAAGAUGGACAUCACCGCGAUUAUUUCAUCUAUGCCUGCGAUCUUUCACCACGUGCCGUUGAGCUGGUGCAGAAACAUAACCUGUACGACGAGCGGUACGUGAAGGCGUUCGCUUGUGACAUUACCACGGAGCAAGUGUUUGAAACGCUGAUCGACGGCAGCCUGGACAUUGUGACGCUAAUUUUCGUACUGUCCGCUAUUCAUCCGGACAAGUUUCACCAGACGGUUGCUAACAUUUACCGGCUGUUGAAACCCGGCGGCGUUGUGCUGUUCCGCGACUACGGACUGUAUGAUAUGGCACAGCUGCGGUUUAAGCCGGGUCACAAGAUAGCGGAAAACUUUUACAUGCGACAGGACGGUACGCGAAGUUACUAUUUCGCCGAGAAGGAGGUAUCGGAACUGUUCCGGCAGGCUGGGUUCACGGUGCUGGUGAACAGUUACAUCCAUCGACGCACGAUAAAUCCGAAGGAAAAUAUCGAUGUGCCGAGAAUAUUUGUCCAGGGAAAGUUUCUCAAACCGAGCUGA
Molecule: messenger RNA, 963 nt
Organism: Anopheles maculipalpis
Lineage: Eukaryota; Metazoa; Arthropoda; Insecta; Diptera; Culicidae
Product: tRNA N(3)-methylcytidine methyltransferase METTL6
Exons: 1
Coding region: 1-963 (320 amino acids)
Source: RefSeq, a predicted model, not a curated record